CAUUUGAUGCUGCAUUUCCAGGAGUUAUACCGAAAUUAAAUUCUAAAUGUGUUGACCUCGCAGUAGCAACAUCUUUGGCGUUAUCAGGAAAUGUUCAAUUGAUUUCAUCAUUUGAUCGGAAACAAUAUUUUUAUCCAGAUUUACCGGCAGGUUAUCAAAUCACUCAACAUUAUGAACCAUUAUCAAUUGGUGGUAAAAUUGCUUUAUCUCAUUUGGAUGGUCUUGAAUAUGAGACUGAAGUGGGAAUCAAACAGAUUCAACUUGAACAGGAUACAGGAAAAAGUAUUUAUGAUAUAAAACCAGGGUUUGCUUUGAUAGAUUUAAAUAGAGCGGGAACUGGAUUAAUGGAAAUUGUGACUGAACCUGAUAUAAGAAGUUCAAAGGAAGCAGGUUUAAUUCUUCGAAAAUUACAAAAUAUUCUUCGUGCCGUUGGAUCUUCAGAUGGUAACAUGGAAGAGGGCUCUUUACGUUGUGAUGUUAAUGUUUCUGUUCAUCAGGUUGGAACUCCUUUUGGAACAAGAUUUGAAAUUAAACGACAAAUAAAUGAAUUACGAAAUGGAAAUCGUAUCAUUCAAGAAACGCGAGAACCAGAUUUACCACCAUUAAUAUUAACUCAGGAAUAUCUUGAACGUAUUUUAAAUGCUUCGCCUGAAUUACCGGAUACACUUAAAAUAAGAUUAAUUAAUAAAUAUAAUAUAUCUUUAAAAGAUGUUAAGGCAUUAAUGGGUGAAGAAGGAGGAAUCGUGCAGCAUCAUGAUCGUAAUCCAAAACUUGUUUCUAAUUGGAUUACUCAAGACUUAUAUGGUUUUCUUAAUCGUAAAAAUAUUAAAUUUUCUAAGAAUCCUAUAUCAAUAGAACAAUUAGGUUCUAUUAUUGAUUGUAUUGAAAUUGGUGAUAUUUCUGGAAAACAAAUUCUAGCACAAAUGAUUUCAGGUGACACGCGUCUAGCUUCUAUAAUUAUUGAAGAAAAAGGUUUGAAACAAAUUAACAAUAUUACAGAAUUAGAAACAAUUUGUCAAGAUAUUGUGAUGCAAAAUACUGAAAAUGCAAAACUUGUUCGGGAAGGUAAUCAAAAUGUUUUCAAAUGGUUUGUAGGACAAGUAAUGAGAAUUACAAAAGGAAAAGCGAAUCCUCAAAUAGUAAAUGAAUUAUUACAAAAGUUAUUACAAUAG
Messenger RNA from Diversispora eburnea, 1172 nucleotides. The record is from the annotation of a GenBank genome assembly. Lineage: Eukaryota; Fungi; Glomeromycota; Glomeromycetes; Diversisporales; Diversisporaceae.